UGACUCUCACAAGUUCUUACGCAGCUACUACACAAGAAGAGGGUUUCUGAUCUAGCAAAAAAAAAAAAGAGUGUUUCUCAGUGUGUGGGAGAGUGCACGACUGUGUUUAGAUAGAUGGGUGAAGAAUUGAAGCUUUUGGGUGUGCGAAUCAGCCCAUUUAGCUGGCGAGUCGAGGUAGCUCUGAAGAUCAAAGGGGUCGGAUAUGAGUACUUGGUGGAGGAGGACGUACUCCACAACAAGAGCGCUUUGCUUCUCAAGUACAACCCCGUGCACAAGAAGAUACCCGUGCUCGUCCACAACGGCAAGCCCAUCGCGGAGUCUCAGGUGAUUCUCGAGUACAUCGACGAGACAUGGAAGGACAACCCGAUCUUGCCGCGAGAUCCGUACGAGAGAGCGAUGGCCCGUUUCUGGGCUAAGUUCUUGGAUGAAAAGUGCAUCCCAGCUCUCUGGAAAUCCAGCAUGAGCGUAGGGCCCGACAGGGAAAAGGCACAUGAGGAAGCACGUGAGCUCUUGAGCACUCUCGAAGGCGAGCUCAAGGGCAAGAAGUUCUUCGGAGGCGAGACCGUCGGGUUCGUCGACAUCGUGGCCAACUUCGUCGGGUAUUGGGUCGGAGCCAUCCAAGAAGCGGUCGGGGUCGACGUCCUGACCGAGGACGAGUUCCCCGUGCUGUGCAAGUGGGCCGAAGAGUUUCAGAACUGCCCGGUCAUCAAGGAGGCUCUGCCUCCAAGGGACAUGCUCUUGGCCUUCUUCAAGGCUCACCACGAGAAGAUAACUAGCUUUUACAAAAAUAAAGUGUGAGGUUUUGGGUCAUGCUUGGGUCGUAGUUUUAUUGGGUUCCUGUGUUUGUGUUCUGGCUUUUUGGUCGUAAUAAAGCUGAUUCUAGUGGUACGUUAGGACUCUAUGGCAUCUUGGUAGUGAUGAUCAGUAAUAACGAAAAAGUCAUGGUAUAAUUAAGCAUCGUUUUGCUGUGAUUUUGUGGUGUUCCACAUGCUAUAUGUAUGUCCUCCUUCUGGAAUAAAUGAAAAUCCAAAUGCCUUUUUCCUUCU
This is a messenger RNA of Syzygium oleosum, 1046 nucleotides long. RefSeq names its product probable glutathione S-transferase. NCBI's taxonomy places the organism in Eukaryota, Viridiplantae, Streptophyta, Magnoliopsida, Myrtales, Myrtaceae. Bases 115 to 798 code for a protein of 227 amino acids. Gene Ontology annotation, molecular function: glutathione transferase activity. Gene Ontology annotation, biological process: glutathione metabolic process. The transcript has 2 exons. The record is from RefSeq and is a predicted model, not a curated record. Gene Ontology annotation, cellular component: cytoplasm.